Seminavis robusta is the source of this 3128-nucleotide messenger RNA. Lineage: Eukaryota; Bacillariophyta; Bacillariophyceae; Naviculales; Naviculaceae. The record is from the annotation of a GenBank genome assembly.
UCGGAAUCCAAAAUUAAUAAGCUCUCAGGAAAAAGAUUUUGUAGGUCACAAAUCCUCAGUUUGAGUUUUACUUUGCUCUCUAUUCUCCUGUCAUACCAACUUGACCUUUACAAAAGAUGUCGUCAGAAUUGGUUUGCUACUCUGGCCAUGAGAUUCUUCCAUUGAUUUGUUGCUUGGCUUUUGCCAUUUUGGUGACUUCCUGCUUUUCCUGCUUUUCGUUUCAAGGCACUCCCCCAAUCAAAUUGGGUAAGAGGCCUCUUGGUAAUGGUCUGUGGUCGUACCUGCUGGACUACUACCAGAGUUCCGUGGGAGUCUGGGGUUAUGAUCCCGUCCAAGGUGCCUUUGCUGCUCCCUUGCGCCUUCGUUUUCACAUGGUCGGAUGGCUGAUCCUCUGGGCGUCCCUUCUCACCGUCACCCCUUUUGACAGUAGGAAGUGUCUGUCCUCGAAGUUUCGCAUUCCAUUGAGUGUGCUGCAGAGUGGUGUGGUCAGUCUCUUUUUGUACUCUUUUUUUCAGUACAUUGUAAAUCACUUUUUGCCCCCUGUGUCGCAUCCUGGUGGAGCCUGCGAACACAAGAUCCGACGCAUUCCACAAUGGACCGACACUACCACAGAAUUACCCGCCUUUGCCACACAAAACUGGAGAUGUGCCGUGGCCGAAGAAUCUCAUGACAUCUCUGAGAAGAGAUUUGAAGGAACAACAGCAGCACUCACGGGAGAACCUUUGGGACGACAAAUGUGGACCAAUCAACCCAAAAGUAAUGGCAAAAGUGACACCACAACUGAUGACAAACAGGAAGAAUUGAUCAAAGAAAUGGCUGCUGGAGGAAGAACUGACAAACCAGGAACUUUCAAUCCGUCAAAAAAUCCAAACAGCUGUGACCAGCUCUUUCGUGCCAACCAAAUUCGAUCCUACUUGGCCAAACCCGGAAAUCAAGCUCCUGAUAACAGCACGGAAAAACAAAAAUCCGUCAAGGAAGCCCUCCACAAGGCAGCCCAUUUCUAUUCCAUGCUUCAAAUGGAUGAUGGACAUUGGGGAGGAGACUAUGCUGGACCUCAUUUCCUCAUGCCGGGAUUGAUUGUCGUUUGGUACAUUAUGGGGAAACCAACACUCAUGAUGGAUGAACAAGCACAACAACUCAUGAAACAUUACAUUCUCGUACAUCAACAAUCGGAUGGCGGAUGGGGCACACACAUUGAAUCGCCAUCCACCAUGUUUGGAACCACGCUCAUGUACGUUGCCAUGCGAUUGUUGGGAGUCCCCGAGGAUGAUUCGGCCGCCGUCGCCGGACGAAAGUUUCUCCAUGCACAAGGAGGUGCCAUCAUGACAUCGUCGUGGGCCAAAUUCUAUCUUUGUCUUUUGGGUGUCAUGGACUGGAAGGCACACAACAGUGUCCCACCCGAAAUGUGGUUGCUCCCCAACUUUACACCCUUUCAUCCCGGACGCAUGUGGUGUCAUGCCCGCAUGGUGUACUUGCCCAUGUCCUAUCUAUACUCCCGUCGCUACGUUUACACCCAAGCCAAAACCGAUCCCGUCAUUUCCAGUUUGCGCAAGGAAUUAUAUGUCGAACAGGACUAUGACACCAUUCCCUGGUCAUCCACACGUCAUUGGGUCGCACCGAUGGACAAUUAUUCUCCCAUUCCACCAUUGAUGAAAUUCAUUCAAAAUGUCUUGGCGUGCUACGAAAACUGGGCCGUCUUUCAGCCCUUUAAAAACUUUGUUCGACGAUAUGCCAAUGACUUUUGUGCGGACUACAUGGCCGUCGAAGACUUGCAAACCAACUAUAUCGAUAUCGGACCUGUCAAUAAAGUGCUCAACAUGCUAUCAGCAUUUGAGGUCGCUGACAGUGAUCUCCAGAAUCAACACGUCAUGAAUCACAUGCUUCGGGUGCAGGAUUAUCUUUGGAUUGCUGAUGAUGGCAUGAAAAUGCAAGGAUACAAUGGAAGUCAGCUCUGGGAUACUGCCUUUGCCAUGCAAGCAUACAAUGAAGCAGACUUGCUGGAUGAAUUCCCCGAGGUGUCCAAAAAGGCGUGGACCUACUUUGAAAGAAGCCAACUCUUGUGUUCCGAAGCAGCCCAAGCCUCCCCUGCCUAUAAGUACGAAAGUGCUGAACUCCGUAAGCAAUACUACCGUCACGUCUCUGAGGGGGGUUGGCCAUUCAGUACCAGUGCUCAAGGUUGGCCCAUCAGUGAUUGCACUGCCGAUGGACUCAAAGGAGUCUUGUGCUUGCUCAAGUCCAAGGCAGUACAAGAGGGGGUCAACAAGAACACCCUCAAGCCCAUUGAUGGUGAGAGGCUGGGAAAGGCAAUCAGUGUCAUUCUCUCCUACCAAAAUGAAGAUGGUGGUUGGGCAACCUACGAGAACAAUCGCGGCUUUGGCUGGUAUGAAUCCUUGAACCCAUCAGAAGCUUUUGGAGACAUUAUGAUUGACUACUCGUACGUUGAAUGCAGCAUGGCUUGCUUGACGGCUCUUUACGAGUUCCAGCAACGAUUCCCCAAGACACGCUGCAGAGAAGUCCAGCAUUCCAUGGAUAAUGGAAGAAACUUCCUUAAGAGUAUUCAACGAGAGGAUGGUUCUUGGUAUGGUUCCUGGGCCAUUUGCUUCUGCAACGGCACCUGGUUUGGCAUCGAGGGGUUGGUCAAAAGUGGAGAGCCCCUUGAUUCAGUUCCUCUACAAAAGGCUUGUCAUUUCCUUCUCAAGCAGCAGCGUCCAAACGGAGGCUGGGGAGAGGAUUUCAGUUCUUGUUUGGACAAGGACUAUGGUCAGAAUGGUAUGGACACUUAUGGUGAUGAAGGUAGCAGUGUGGUUAACACAUCUUGGGCAUUGCUUGCCUUGGCGUGUGCAGAGUGCAAGGACACAGAGGCCAUCAAGCGCGGUAUACAGUACUUGAUGAAGCGUCAGCUCCCUUGCGGAGACUGGCCCCAGGAAGGCAUUCUUGGCGUGUUCAAUCGAUCCUGUGGAAUCACCUACACAUCCUACCGCAACGUCUUCCCGAUCUGGGCAAUGGGCCGAUGCCAAUCUGUUUAUGGCAAGCAGCUAGAUGAGUAGAAAUUGAUGUGUUGCCUUUGCAGGCCGCAACCUGAGUCCCUGUAUAUAGAAUGAUUCUUCAUUCAUACUUGCGAAAGCAAG